GGCAAUUACAGACUGCCCUGCUAGCUAGGCAGCAUGAAGCUGGAGCUGGGACUGAGCACAGAUGGGCAGCUGCAGUUCGUGGUGGCGACGGAGAAGGAUUUUGAGGAGGUUGUGGCAAUGUCCAAGGGCAUCUACGGGGGCCUGGAUUAUCUCCCGAGCCGCUACCACGCCUGGCUCCACGAGCCCAACCGCACCGUGGUGCUGGCCAAGAAGAAUGGAGAAGUGAUUGGGCUGCUGUCGAUCUGCGUGGUGGACGCGGGGGAGACGGUGCUGGCAGAAGGGCUGCGCGUGGCGCCCUGGGAACGGGGCAAGGGUGUGGCUGGUGUGCUGCAGCAAUUCUGCACUGAGCUGGUCAAGAAGAAGCACCCCAGCAUCAAGGUCUUGCGGCUGAUGCGGGACGACUACCUGAGCCCCAAGGUCUUCCAGAAAUACCGUCUGAUUACCACGCAGGGCAUCCUGCUGGUGCGGUUCAACGCGGCAGAGCUGCUGGCCCGGCUGGAUGCGGCGGUGGCCCAGCUGCAGGCAGGAGGAUUCCAGCCUCUGCCCACCGAGGUGCUGGAGCCGGGUGAGGUGCGGACACUGGUGCUGAGCCCGGCCUUUCAGAGCGAGGUGCUGCCCAAUAGCACCCUCAUCCAGGACUGGCAGCCCUACAAGCCGAGCGAGGCCAACCUGGCCCUGCUGGAGCAGAGGCAGCUGUACUGGGUGGUGGAUUGCAAGGCCCGGCCCAUGACUGCCUCCCUCUGCACCCAGCCCUUCCCCAUCCCGCUGGGCAAGGACUGGGUCUACCUCAACAUCGAUACCUUUGGCCACCACCCCACCCACCUCAAGAGCCAGUUGCUGCACCAUCUGCGGGCCCACCUGCCCACCCUGCGGGGCAACGUCAUGUGCCAGCUCUUCCUGGCACCCGGGCUUUGGGGGGAGCUGGCCGAGUUCUGCCAGGCCGGCCUGCAGCUGGAGCUGGCCAAGGGCUACACUGAGCAGUACCUGCUGGAGGUGAACAUCUAGGGAGUUGGGGGGACAUGGAGGCCCCCCAGCCCUGCAGUAGCACUUUCUGAGCCUUCAUUCCCCCCAAGACAAGCUGCCCUAGGAGAUGUGCCCCAACCCACCUAACCCCCUCCCACUCAGCAAGCCCUAGCAACAGUCGAGGGAGCUGAGCUGCACAUGGCGUGGCAACAGAACCAGGUGCCGGCAGGGAAGGUUAGCAUGGCCACCCAGACCUGCUUUGAUUGCCGUAGCCUAGCAACAGCUGGGGUGAUGAUGGACCCUAGCAACAGCUGGCCCAGUGACGGAGCCUGGUGAUGGUUGGCAUGGUAACAGAACCUGGUGAUGGUUGGUACGGUGAUGGUUGGCAUGGUGACAGAGCCCAGUGAUGGUCAACAUGGUGACGGAGCCUGGUGACGUUUGGCAUGGCAGCAGAACCCAGUGAUGGUUGAUGGAGCCUAGCAAUAGGAGGCAUGGCAAUAGCGGGUUGACUGCUGGAUCGUGGCCGUAGCAAUGGCUGAUGGAAACCCGUGUACAGGGCUCUGAUCCUCCCACCCCUACAUCAGCCAGGCCUAAACCCCUCCUCCACCCCUCUAGUGAUGCCUCUAAACUGAAUAAUGUGCAAUAGAGUCUUCUAAAGGGAGAUGUAUUUAUACAUUCGCCUGCAACAGGACCCCCUCCCCCAUCACACCCAUGCAGCCCCCAGCGCUGGAGCCUGUCCGCCCUCUAUGUGGCGUUAGAGUCCAUCUGUCCCCCAUCCUGGCACUAGAGCCUCCCCAGUGCCUCCCAUUAUGGCGCUAGAGCCCCCCACCUUCACUACAUUACAGCCUGACCCCAAUGUAGCCCCAGAGCCCGUAUUCCCCUCCCCAGCACUAGGCUGCCCCCCCCACCAGCGAAUUCCCCCCUCCCUGGAGGUCAGGAGCAGGGAUCCCGCCUCCCUUCCUCAGAGCAGCAACUUGUAGGGGGACCCCUCACCCUCCAUUUGCCUUCGCUGUCUCUGGAUGAGCCCCUGGUAUUAGCAUUAGUCCUGCCCCACCCUCCCCCACCCCCUCCGAGCUAACACAGAAUGGAGAGAGAAUGGGCCCUGUUUUUUUUCUGUGACUGACCCCCAGUAACUCCUCCAUCCCUCCCUCGCAAUCCCCUUGUGGCAAUAAACUCUUUUGUCCCCUGCCUCACCUCUCAUUUGUAUGCAGCACCCAGACCUGCUCCCACGCCCCUGCUAGCUGCAGGGAUGGGGGCCCCAGGACACAUGGGGGGUUCACACCAGGGAGAGGGGCAGCAGCUUUGUCCAGUGUCUAAACUUGGGGUAAGAGCCCAAGUCAGGGAAGUGUGGGCAACUAUAUGGACCUGUCAGAGACACCUCCCACCCCCCGUGAUCCAUUCCCUGCCCUCCUGAGCAAGCCCUUGCCUGUCGUGGUGCUGGGUGGGAGCUGGUGCCCCCUAGCGGGAACAGGGCCUGCCCCAU
Molecule: messenger RNA, 2446 nt
Organism: Pelodiscus sinensis (Chinese soft-shelled turtle)
Lineage: Eukaryota; Metazoa; Chordata; Testudines; Trionychidae
Source: RefSeq, a predicted model, not a curated record